AUGGAUAGUAUAAGCACCUGCUUGUCAUUAUUGAAUUUCAAAAGUAAUAAAGAAACUAAGUGUACUAAAGAUGAGCUUAACAGGUCUAUAGAUUUAUAUACAGACUCAAAUAUUAGUAUAAUGGAAAGACAAAUUGUGAAAUAUUUGCAUGGAAUGGGAAUAUAAACAAAAACCGAUCCUGUGUUGAAGGAAUAACAAUACUGGAGUCAAAGAAGGAUUGAAAGCAAUAAGAGUUUGGAAGAAUUUUAGAGAUUACCAUAGUUAUAAUUAAAUACUUGUGUCCUAAGGUUAUUAAAUAGUAGAGAAUCUUAGUUUAAUAAGUAUUUUCAUAAAAAUGAAAGUAUUUUGUAAGCAUCUCUUGCUUCCUGA
Messenger RNA from Paramecium octaurelia, 369 nucleotides. The record is from the annotation of a GenBank genome assembly. Lineage: Eukaryota; Ciliophora; Oligohymenophorea; Peniculida; Parameciidae.